Molecule: messenger RNA, 1996 nt
Organism: Pyrus x bretschneideri (Chinese white pear)
Lineage: Eukaryota; Viridiplantae; Streptophyta; Magnoliopsida; Rosales; Rosaceae
Product: putative indole-3-acetic acid-amido synthetase GH3.9
Exons: 4
Coding region: 47-1837 (596 amino acids)
Cellular component (GO): cytoplasm
Molecular function (GO): acid-amino acid ligase activity
Source: RefSeq, a predicted model, not a curated record
GGGUUCUAAAACUAGUGAGCAACAAGAAGAGCUGUAAACUAAAAGCAUGGAUGGGAAGAAACUGGAGUACACAGGUGAGGAGGCAUUGAAGGAGAUUGAGAGGCUCACAGCCAAGGCUGGUAGGGUUCAGUUGAACAUUUUGAAGGAGAUCUUAUCACGAAAUUCGAAAACCGAAUAUUUGAGUAAGUAUAUGAAGGGAUCAAAGGAUGUAUCAGCUUUUAAGCAAUGUGUCCCAGUCGUUACUUACAAGGCCAUUCAGCCUUACAUCCAAAGGAUUUCUAAUGGCGAAGACUCUUCUCUCCUUACUGGCCACCCCAUAACUGAAAUGCUGUGCAGUUCAGGAACUUCAGGAAGAGAGCCUAAGAUGAUGCCAUCGAUCGCUGAAGAUCUGGAUCGUAGAACAUUUCUAUAUAAUCUCAUUAUGCCGAUUAUGAACCAGUAUGUCCCUGGACUGGAUGAGGGCAAGGCUAUGUUCCUCUACUUUGUGAAGGCAGAAAUGUCAACACCGUGCGGCUUACCAGCUCGAACGGUGCUUACCAGCUACUACAAGAGCAGCCACUUCAAGUGCCGUAGCCCUGACCCUUUUAACAAUUGCACAAGUCCUGACCAGACCAUUUUUUGCAAUGACAGCAACCAAAGCAUGUAUUGCCAACUCCUCUCCGGCCUAGUCCACCGCCACCAAGUCCUGAGGCUUGGCGCCGUCUUUGCAUCGGCCUUUCUACGAGCCAUAUCAUUCCUAGAACGAAAUUGGAUCAACUUUUGCAAUGACAUACGUACCGGCCAAUUAGACCCUUUAAUCACAGAUCCCGAAUGCCGGUCAUCAAUGGCUCCCUUAAUUUCUGUCCCUAACCCUAGUCUAGCCGAUGAGAUCAAUGAAAUUUGUAGCCUUCCAUCAUGGAAGGGAAUUGUAUGCCAUCUUUGGCCUAAAGCGAAGUACAUUGAGGCUGUGGUCACGGGGUCCAUGGCACAAUAUAUCCCAGCUCUAGAGUACUAUAGUGACGGAAAACUUCCCUUGGUUUGCACCAUGUAUGCUUCCUCAGAGUGCUACUUUGGUGUCAACUUGAAGCCCUUGUCCGACCCUGCUGACGUGUCGUUUACCCUUUUGCCGAAUAUGGGGUAUUUCGAAUUCAUACCGUUGGGAGAGAAUGGGACUCGACUCAUGAACAUAGAUGAAGAUGAGGAGGUGCGUAGUGAUAAACUUGUUGAUUUGGUGCAAGUGAGGCUUGGCUGCUAUUAUGAACUGGUGGUCACCACCUUUGCUGGAUUGAAUCGUUAUCGAAUCGGCGAUGUGCUCCAAGUGACUGGAUUUCACAAUAAAGCACCGCAAUUUCGGUUCAUCUGUAGGAGGAAUGUUGUUCUCAGCAUUGACACUGACAAAACUAAUGAGGAGGACUUGCACAAGAGCGUUUCUGUAGCAAAAAAGUUGUUAGAACCCUUCAAUGCUCUUCUUGUGGAGUACACUAGCUACGCGGAUACAUCAUGUCUACCCGGCCACUACGUACUGUAUUGGGAAAUUAUAUAUCAUGGAUCAAUGGUGGACUCAACAGCCCCACUUGAUGAUAACGUGAUGCAAGAAUGCUGCAUUGCUGUGGAAGAGGAACUUGACUACAUCUAUCGCCGGUGCCGCACAUAUGACAAGUCCAUAGGGCCGCUUGAGAUUCGGGUGGUGGAGCCUGGGACGUUUGACGCGUUGAUGGACUAUUUCAUCAGCCAAGGGGGUUCGAUCAAUCAAUAUAAAACGCCGAGGUGCAUCAAGUCGAAUAAGGCGCUUAAGCUGCUUGAUUCUAAUGUCAAGGCAUGUUUCUUUAGUCCAAGAGAUCCUAAGUGGAUCCCUUAGAUCCAACGUGUGUUAAUGAUCAUAGUCAAGAUUAGAACUCUUUUUGUUAGCCUUUAUUUUCCUGCUAUGAACUAACAAAGGUUCUGCACCUAUAAGCUGUUGGUGCAAUAAGUUUAAAUAUGCAUUUUGCAGACAAUAUAUAAUAUGCACCUUAAUUAA